UUGCUGUACUGUGUAUCAGCUUGUUGGUCUCAGUGAUGGUUCUUGUGGAGAUUGUCUUCAGAGCAGCAUUCACAUCUACUAGUAGAUCUUCUGAAGGUACUUGGCAACUCAGCUUCGGUAUUCGUCGGGGGCUCCAGGUUUCCAGUUGGGUCACGAUCUUCCUUCUCAGGUCAGCAGCUCUUGUGUUGAGGCUGUUAGCUGUUGGGGCUUGGUACCCAAUCUCUGGUUGUGGGGAUGAUGACAUCUCCCCGCUGACCUGUCUUCCUGGCUCCCCCUUGCCGUAGCAUCGUUGUUGUAUUUCAUUAAUCUCUAGUUGUGAUAGGAGAUUUCGAUUAUGGAUGUUGGAACACUGGGCUAAUAGCUGUUUCUUUGUUAGCCUUGAUUGUGGGUUUCGAAGUAUCCAGUGGUCCCACAUUCUCUGCAUGUAUCCCCUCUCUCUGGGAUUGCUUUCCAGCAAAUCCGUAUUUUCUGUUCUCGUCCAUCGAUGUCUUGUUCCAGUAGCCCAUUUCUCAUCAGUUUGCCCUGGUUCCCUAGCAACUGACGCAGACCUUGUUGACCCGGGCGACGUCUGAGCCGGUAUGACUCUAUCAGUUAUGUUUUCACUCAUUCCUGAGGUAGGCUGAUAUAUCAUGAGGGGUUUUGCCUAAGGACCCUUACUGGAUGAUGUUUUGCCCCGACCGGGAUUCGAACCCCGAUCUCCUGCGUCGUAGUCAGUGAGCAUUACCACUAGAGAUGCACCGGUCAAUCGGCCGCCGAUCAAAAAGGCCGGUUUUCUAUCCAAUCGGCCCAAUCGGUGACCGGCCGGUCACUGUCGUCAUUUCCGGUUUUUGGCCGGUCACGCUGACACGCAUGCGCAGCAGCUCAACGCGGACGGCUCAAAACUGAACCAAAGCAAAACAAAGAUGUCGUUGAUCUGGACAUAUUUUACCGUGUGCCAGGACGAACCGAAACAGGCUAUGUGUAAUGCUUGUAAGUCUAAAGUAAGCCGUGGAGGAUCAACGCCUAAGACUUAUGGAACAACCAACUUAAGACGCCACUUGGAAAAGAAACACCCAUGCUUGUUUAGCAAGUAUAAAGAAGACACGGCUGCUAGUGCUAAGACUAAGAGGGAUGUACCUGAGUCACAGCAACAACACCCCACCGUCGCCCCUAUGUUCGACACGAGUGUUGAGAAGUCUAAUGCCACCACUCGAAAAAUAAUGGAGUACAUGGCACUGGACGACCAGCCGUUCAGCGUAGUGCAGGAUAAAGGCUUCGUCAACCUGAUUAAACACCUGAGUCCACGGUACAAAUUACCAAGUAGGCGAUACUUUUCUGAUACAGCGCUGCCAGAGUUGUUUGAGAAGGUUUCAAGCCAUAUACGCAAGCUACUCAACGCCACCAAAUCUCCGAUCAGUUUCACGACGGACAUUUGGACUUCUAACGUGAGCUUAAUGUCAAUGUUGAGUCUGACCGCUCAAUGGCUGGAUGAUGAAUUUGAGCUACAUCAAGUCCUGCUAUACUGUGAAGAAUGCCCUGGUUCCCACACUGCGGACAAUUUACGAGCCAAAUUUGAAAAAAUGAUGGCAGAGUGGAACAUCGACAAGAAGAGGGUUCAUGUCGUGUUGCGUGACAACGCUCGGAAUAUGACCAAGGCACUGGAUGACUGCAACUUCGCCAGUCUCCCGUGCAUGGCACAUACACUCCAGCUAGCGGUGAAUGAGGGACUGCAAUCUCAACGCGCAAUCACCGACGCCGUGGCAACAGGCAGGAGAAUAGUCACGCACUUCAAACACUCACCGCUAGCCUACUCGAAACUCCACGUUAUCCAGGAGGAGUUGGGUCAACCCAAGAAACGCUUGCAACAAGACGUUCCGACACGUUGGAACAGCACGUUUUACAUGUUGCAGUCGCUGUUGGAACAAAAACGCGCCUUGAGCUUAUACGCAACAGAACACGAGCUGCCGACAAUAUUCACCACACACCAGUGGGAGUUAAUUGAGAAUGUGUUGAGCAUCCUUCAACCUUUUGAGGAACUCACAAAGACAAUUAGCUCCUCGUCAGCCACCGCCUCGUCCGUCAUCCCUGAAAUCACUGCACUGAAGCGCCUUUUGGGGAGAGCAGCAGACACCGACCGUGGUGUGGGCACUGCCAAGGCCACGCUGUUGGAAGCGGUCCAGAGACGGUUUGCAGACAUCGAGAAGAAUCCACUGUACCUUGUGGCCACUGCUAUGGAUCCUAGAUACAAAACUUGCUACUUCUCAGCAGAAACAAAAAAUGAAGUGAAAAGGGUACUUCUGAACAUGCUGGACAGAGUGGACACCAGUGCCAUCAGACCCACACCUGAUCAGCCUCCUGAGGAACCUGCCAUCGCACCUCCAACCAAAAGGGCAAGCCUACUGCUUUCUGUGCAUGAUGAGAUACUGAUGGAGAAUGCUAGCAAUGAGGAGGAACACCUGCUAGGCCGCCCUGCAUCUGUUCAGUUACAGCGUUACCUCUCAGAGCUGCCCAUCAAGAGAUCUGAGGAUGAAACUGUAAAUGAUGUACUAAAAUACUGGCGUGAAAACAAAACACACUACCCUGCACUUGCCCCGCUUGCCCAAGCAUACCUCUCUGCUCCAUGCACAAGCAUUGAUAGUGAGCGCUUGUUUAGCUUGGCUAGUAAUGUCCUUGAUGAGAAAAGAAACAGGCUUUCUGGGGAGAAGGCAGAAAUGCUGCUGUUUGUGAAGAAGAACCUGCCAUUGAUGGUUGAGUGAUUGCACUGGGGGUGGGACAGAGCACUUUGUUCACAACUUAAAGCUACCUGUUAAUUUCAAUGUUAUUUUUUUAUUUAGAGAUGUCAAGAGAGGUCAAAUGCAAAUGUUAAAAAUGUUAUGAGAACCAGUUUCAAUUGACAAGAGCAUGUGGUGCACUUUAUUUUUUUUAUCCUAGGCCUAUAUUAAAUCCUGCACUUAUUAUGUGAAAAGAAAUAAAAGGCCUAAAAUGUGAUUUACUUAGAGAACCAGUUUUCAAGUGUGCAUGGUGCACUUUAUCUUUUGUUUGUCUUAAUAUUUUAGUUUUUUUCCUAUAUUGACCUGUAAACUGGACUGAAUGUUAUGGUCAGUGUUCUAAAUAAAUCUGCUCAGGGGGCACUGUUGAAACUCA
Molecule: messenger RNA, 3123 nt
Organism: Neoarius graeffei (lesser salmon catfish)
Lineage: Eukaryota; Metazoa; Chordata; Actinopteri; Siluriformes; Ariidae
Product: zinc finger BED domain-containing protein 4-like
Exons: 2
Coding region: 903-2735 (610 amino acids)
Molecular function (GO): protein dimerization activity; DNA binding
Source: RefSeq, a predicted model, not a curated record